ACAAAAACAAAUUUUCCCAAAAUAAAAAUUGACAGUUCAUUCUUUUCGUUCACAUUUUGGUUUUCGAAAAAAAUUUCAAAUUUAAAAAAAAAUUAGACGUACGGACGAAUAAAAGCGAGAAAGUUGCUGAUAAAACUCCAAAGGUCCCCGGGUAAUCUGUAAUGCUGCUCCGUUAUUUGUUAUAAAGGUGCGAAUUGAACAGAAAAAAUGGCGAACAUAGCGGCCCAAAGAAUCAAAAGGGAGUUUAGAGAGGUUAUUAAGAGCGAAGAGGUAGCAAAAUGUGCAAUCAAACUAGAACUUGUAGACAGCAACUACACAGAAUUAAGAGGUGAAAUUGCUGGGCCUCCAGAUACACCGUAUGAGGGUGGAAACUUUGUUUUAGAAAUUAAAGUUCCAGAGACGUACCCAUUUAAUCCUCCCAAGGUGCGUUUCAUUACAAGAAUUUGGCACCCAAAUAUCUCUUCAGUAACGGGAGCAAUCUGCCUUGACAUAUUGAAGGAUCAAUGGGCUGCAGCAAUGACCCUUAGGACAGUGCUAUUGUCUUUACAAGCCCUUUUAUCCGCCGCAGAGCCAGAUGAUCCUCAAGAUGCUGUGGUUGCUAGGCAAUAUAAAGAAAAUAUAGAAAUGUUUAAAUUAACUGCUAGGCAUUGGACUAAUGCUUAUGCUGGGGGUCCAAAUGUGAACGCAGAUUGUGAUGAUAAAAUAAAACGCCUAGUGGACAUGGGCAUUGAGGAACACCAAGCGAGAGUGGCCUUGUCAUCGUACAAUUGGGACUUAGAACGAGCCACGGAACAACUGUUUAGUUAGUAAAAUUUUUAAUAAUGUUGAAGAUUUGGUCAAACUCCUCACUCAAACUUUUUAAAACUUGUAAUUUUAUUCUUUCCUCUAUUUUAACUAAUUAUGUGAGUAAUAUAACGGUGGGUGCCCGGAUAUCGAUGUUAAACUCAUAAGAUUUUUUUAAAAAGAAAAGAAGAGAAACACAUUUAUUGUUAUUUAGUCAAGGGCCCCCAAGUGUUUCUUAUUUGAAAGGAAAUUUUUUUAUUCCUUUGUGAUUUUUAUUAUUAUUAUUAUUAUUAUUAUUAUUAUUAUUAUUUUAAUACUCAAGUGGUUUGCCGAGUUGAGGCUUGAUCGCGAAUGUUGUUGUUAGUUGUUCAUUUUAGUAUAGUGGAGAAUAUGAUGAGUAACUUAAAAGUGUCUCAUUUUACUAAGCAUCUUAACUUUGCAUACCCAUUGAGUUAUACUUAAUUUAUUGUCCAAUUGAUAAAAAAAACGUAAAACUGUAUUUAUCAGUGCUUUAUUUUAUUUUAGACACAAAAUGUAUAACAGAAGAAAUACCGUUUUUGUAAAAAAAAGUACGCCGAUCUAGAUACUGCAUAAGUUUUGGGUAAUAUGUGAAAUAGCUGUUUUUAUUUUAUUAAUAUAGAAUUUGUUUGGUACAUA
This is a messenger RNA of Anthonomus grandis grandis, 1440 nucleotides long. RefSeq names its product ubiquitin-conjugating enzyme E2-22 kDa (gene Ubc4). Bases 208 to 807 code for a protein of 199 amino acids. The record is from RefSeq and is a predicted model, not a curated record. Gene Ontology annotation, molecular function: ubiquitin conjugating enzyme activity; protein binding. Gene Ontology annotation, biological process: proteasome-mediated ubiquitin-dependent protein catabolic process; protein polyubiquitination. The transcript has 5 exons. Lineage: Eukaryota; Metazoa; Arthropoda; Insecta; Coleoptera; Curculionidae. Gene Ontology annotation, cellular component: nucleus.